CGUUAGCUCGCGCUCCAAAAAAUAAAUAAAUAAAUAAAAUGGUACGUCCUGAACUAGUUCUGCUCCUGCCACUACAUCACUAACGCACAUUUCUCUCAAACCACCUCCGUCACCAGGUCCGGAUGCGUGAGCCACAGCGUUUCCCAUUGGGUACGCGCGUGGCCAACCCCGUCGAAGGUCGCACAGGUGAGAUCAAGGCCUUCGACCCUGAUACGGGGCUCUACACGCUCGUGUACAACGACGACCACCGAGACGUGCUGAACGCCAGCCAAACACAACAGCUCGUCAUCCGCAAGUCACCCGAAGAGGAGGCCAAGGAAGCGGAAGAGCGUCAGAAGGAAAAGGAAUCAGACCCGAAUCAGUAUUUAGGAGCUACUGUCACUAAGAGCUCCACCAGCUACGAGGGCAAGACGCUCACGAGUUCAGGCCAAGUGACACAAUACUUUGCAGACAUUAAGAGGUUCAGAGUGCUCUUCUCCGACGGUCUGUACUCAGAUAUGACAAUCGAUGAGGUCAAGCAGAACCUCAUGCUGAAUGACAAGGAAUCAGAUUCCGAGAGGAAGAGAUCGGGAGGGCACGACGCAGCGGAGUCACUGUCAUCCAAGAAGAAAAAGAAGCAUCACCACCACGAUGAGGAGAAAGAGAGGCCGCUGAACACGCAGAAGUUUGACAGUCGCAAGACGGCGUAUACUAUAUGUCGAGAGGUGCUGAGGAUCAUUCUAAGCCAGAAGAAGGUGGCCAAGAACUGCACCGAGAAGCAAAAAGUGAUCCUCAAUAACAAGGAUCUGCAGCCGAAGAAAGCGCUGGUGGCGUUUGUGGAUGCCGAUGGACUUCAAGCUCUCGAAAAAAUGUUGACGCAUUGGUUCCGCCUUGAUAGUACUCGAUCUGCCUCGUUGCUUGUCAUGAAGGUGCUGGCGAUGCUGCCUGGAGUGAAGGAAGAACAUCUUAGAAAGACGAACAUUGCUCGCACCUUGAGAGGAAUCGAGAAACUCAGCCACUCAACAGGUCAAAUCGAGCUUGUGUAUGGAGACUUGGCACAAUGGAUCAUCAAAAAGUGGGCUAGAACAGCGAUGAACCGCUCGUUUAACCGGUCAGCUCGUGACCUGCUUCUGGAGCAACAGGCUCAGAUUAGCCGAGCGGCUACUGAUGGACAAGUUCACGUGGCUUCACGCUCAACAGCCAAGUUAACUCCGCAGCAGAAAGAGACGGCGCGACUGGAAGCUCUGCGAGCUGGAACGGAUAAAACUGAUGAGGCAGAGCAAGAUCCAGGCGAGGAGGUGGUGGUGUAUCUGCCUCAGUUUAACUCGCUGGGAUCGGAGGAUAUGCGUCGUCCAGUGCGUCAAACGCAGGUGAUUGAGUCCCUGGCUGCGAAGAUUAAUCGCGAUUAUGAGGACUCAUUGAAAAGGCACAAGGACGGCGAGGACGAGGAGAAGAACGAUGGGGUGACGCAGGGACGAAUGGUGUUUGGAAAGCCUCAGCUGAUGCACUUUAGUCAGCACGUUCCUGUCAUCGAUCUGUUCGCUACUACUCGCAGUAAAAUUGUUGGGAAUAACACUGCAACGGGAGGAUCUACGGAUAAUACAGUGACUUCGAGUGCUGAGGUGGAUGACAAUUCUCCACCCAAGCCUCUGCCUAUGCCGAACAAGACAACGCAGCCGAAGAAGUCCAUUCUGAAAAUCAGAGAGGAAGUGAUCACCCCGGCGUCCCAGGUCACUUGGUAAUGCGACUGGAGUUCGAGGUUCCCUGUGGGUUAAUUGAUGGGUUAUUAGGUCAAAUAGGGGUUAAUCAGGACUGAAAUGCAGUAAAAGAUCAAACACGUUCCCUUUAUCUACUGAACAAA
Molecule: messenger RNA, 1840 nt
Organism: Phytophthora nicotianae INRA-310
Lineage: Eukaryota; Oomycota; Peronosporomycetes; Peronosporales; Peronosporaceae
Exons: 2
Coding region: 123-1721 (532 amino acids)
Source: RefSeq, a predicted model, not a curated record